Molecule: messenger RNA, 6408 nt
Organism: Cinara cedri
Lineage: Eukaryota; Metazoa; Arthropoda; Insecta; Hemiptera; Aphididae
Source: the annotation of a GenBank genome assembly
AUUUGAUAAGUUUAAUGUCGAUCAAUACCGAGCACACAGCUGCAGGUAGGCACUCAUACUCGACCGACGCGUAAGUCUGCGUGUGUCGGCGUAGCGUCUGAUCGUAAUAAUUGUAAUUUGACCUGUCACUGCUUGGUGUAUUGUAUUGUUCAGUUUUUGGUGGUCUGUUAACCGUAAUUCGAAUGGUUAUUGUAUCAGCAUUACUGUUAUUACAUUUAUUGAAUUGGAAGGUCAACAGUACUAGUAUCAGUUACUAUUUUUUUCAUAGUAACUGAUUAAGAGAAACCAUACAAUUAACUUUGUCCAAUUUCAACAAUAUUGAAAUUUGAUAUGGAUCCUCAAGAUUUCAGUGACGAUAGUGACGAGAGCGAUUUAGAUUACAAACCACCUGGUAAUUUAUUAUAUUAUGCAAUUAUGUUUUCUUAACUGAGUAUACUUUGUUGGUACAUACUCUAUACAAUUAAAAACUUAAUUAUUGAUUUAACAAUUGACUUUCUACUGAAAAAAUAAAAUCUUCAAAAGUAGAUUUUUAAGCAAAAGCAAACUAUUUUUCUUUGGUAGAUAAAUAGAGCAUUAAGGAACAAGUCUCGCUUCAAAUUAACAAACCAUAUUGUAGUAUUGCAUAUUAUAGAGCUAAAAAUACCAAUUGAAUAACUUGCAUACUUAACUAAUUCAUAACAUAUAAAAAAUAAAACUCAAUAAACGAAGACGCAUCCCUAAAAAUUAUUCACAUGUUAAUUCUAUAACAAGUGUUUAUCAAUAGUCAAUCCCAAUUAAUGUAUAUUUAAUGGGUAAUGUAUAUUUGAAACUAAUUCAAGUUUUGUAUUCUAUAUCAUUGUAAAAAUUAUUAAUAUUACAAAAUAGUUAAAUCAUGAAAAUGUUCUUAUUUAUUAUUGAACAUGAAGUUCAUAGACAUUGAUUUUUAAAAAUGUAUUGAAAACUUUAACCUAACUUAUUGUUACUCUGUUCUAUUAAAAGUUAUUAAUUUGAGUAUUUUAAUUUUAGUGUUUAUUGAACUGAUUUAUUUGUAUUUCAUAGUUUUUAGUUGGUAUCAACUUAUUAUUAAUUAUCUAUUGCCGAAGCCAUAUGUUAAUAAUAAUAAUAUUGUUUUGUAAUUUAUUGGUACCUACAUAAAUAUUCAAUUUUAUUUAAUCUAUUUCAAACAGGUGAAGUAGAGCAUUUAUCAGAAGUGGAUUCAGAUGAUUUAAUUGAAGAUGACGAGGAUAAUGCAAAUUCAUCUACAAGUAAAUCAAAAAAAAGAACAAAAGGACAGAGAAGCGGGCAAAAGAAAUCAAAAAAAAAAUAGUACUUAUACAGUUAACUUAAGUUCAAUAAUUUUUAUUUGAUGUUUUUAAUUUUUAACAGUGAAAUUGAUGAUGAAACAGUAGAAAAAUCUCAAGAAGAAGUCAAUAGUCUUCUAAAUUCCUCUGAAGAGGAUAAAAAACGUUUGGAUGCUUUGUGGGAAGGUAACUUAAUUUAGUAUACCAAGUCAUCCAUUUAAGUAUCUACACUUGAUAUUUCAAAAAGUAUUUACUUUUUUAGGCAAUUUAUGAUUCAAAUAGCUCUACAAUGUUACAUACAUUUUAUUUUUUUUCACCCCUAUUUUUAAAGAUGGAACCACUACCCACUUUUGUUUUUCAACCUAUAUUAAAAAUCCAUAAAUAGAUGACUUUUUGGUUUAAAAAAAUGUUAGUGUUGAAAUUUAUUUUAGGUGACAAAAAACUAUUAAAAUUUGUUUGAAAAAACACAACUUUGGUAUAUUUAUUUUUGAGAUGAUUUACAUAACUACUUAGUUUUGGUAUAUUACAGGUUACUUAUAAGUAUAACAUUGUUUUUGGUUAAUUAUAUAUUAACAAAAGGCAAACAUAUAAAUUUAAAAUAAAAAAACAUUUUAAAACAAAUUUAUAUACAAGUGUGAUAUUAUAAGUAAAUGUUAUAAUAUUACAUAGAUUUCUACACUACUAAUAAAAGUCUGUGUAGAAAAAUGAUAUUAAAGAAUUUAUUAAAAAUGUUGACUAUUGCCAUUAUUAUUAUCUAUAAGUUUAUGAAGAAAGGUGUACACAAUGUCAUUUUUAUAAUCAAAUAGUAUAUUUAAUACAUUAUUAAAGUUGUUUUUUAUUUUGUUGUUGUAUGUGAUAGUUUUCUAAUAUUAAAUUUAAACAUUUAUAUUUAUGUACAAAUUAUUGUUAGGUCUUUUUCUAUAUUAGUAAUUUUUUGUUUACUGUCUAUAUAUAUUUUGCAAAAUUUGAUAGAAUUGUGUAGUAAGUCUUCGUAUUUCUAUAACAUUUGCUAAUAAUAUCACAUUUGUACAUAAUUUCUUUUUGUAACGUUUAUUAUUUUAUUUUUAAUUUAAAUUUGUAUGUUUGCUUUUUGUCAAUAUUAUGUAAUUAACCAAUAACAAUGUUUUAAGUAACCUGACAAUGCUAAUACACUUAAACAAAGUAGUUAUAUAAAUAUAACUGACAAAUACAUUCUAAGUCGUGUUUUUCAAACUAUUUUUUAAUAUACAUAAUAAGAGUGUUAAAAUUCCAAAUAAACAAAAAAUAAAAAUUCUGUAAUAUUUUAGAGCUUGUAAUUUUAGAGCUUCAUAAGCUCUACAAAAAAAAAAAAAUCUGAAAAGUAAACACUUUUUCAAAUAUUGAGUUGAGUUAAGACACUCAAAUAUAAUGAAUCUAGGUCAUUAUUGGUCCCAAUAAAAAACAUAAUAUGUGGACAAUUUGGUCCCAUCAUAAAUAAUUGGUCCCUGGCUUUUUAUGUAUAAUGUAUUAAUUUAAGUUAUCACUAACAAGAUAGUAUAAUAAUAAUAGAAAUAUUUUUUUUUUAUAUUAAUACUUAUAAAACACUUAAUUUUUGAAAAUAUUCACAGACAUCAUGUUUUUAAAAAUGCAUUUUAACAAAGUUUGAACUAUAAUUUAAAAAAUUAAUAAACAAAAUAGUAAAAAUAAUAUAAAAUAUUACAUAAAUGUUUUAAAUUGACAUUAAAACUAUUAUAAAUAGAUAAAAUAUUUUCCAUGCAUGAAAAAUAAAACCUUGGUUGCUGUAUAUUUAUUUAUAAUAAGUUUAACAUUUUUAAUAAGAUUUUAACUUAAAUACCUAAAUUAUUGUUAGUUUAUGAUUAUUGUUCAUUGUUAUGAAAUUAAAAACUGAAAUAUGAUUUCAACUAAAAUACAAACAUUUUUUUAAAUCCUGACGAAUGGCAAAUUUAAUUACCGGCCAUUUAUAUCAACAUUAAUUUUAGUGUUUAUAAUAUAAACAUUUUUUUCAUCUUAUUAAAAAAAAAAAAUUGGCCAAGGAUCAAUUGUCUGACGGGGCAGAUCGUCCAUGUACAGUAUUUUUUUUGAAGGGACCAACUGUUCGUUUAUUUAAUAUAUUACCCGGUAUACAUAAUAUUUGUUUAAAUAUUAUAUUUAUGAAUUAAAAAUGAUCACUUAAAAAAAUCUUAUUGAUUUAUAUCUAAUUUAUAGAAUUUCAGCGACCGAUCACCAAAAAACCUAUUUCCAAAACAUUAAAACCCAGCCAAAGUAAAUCUGAAUUACAAGAUUUUGUAAAAGUGUCUGAUAAACCAGUAGUUACCAAAAAAAGGAACAUUGAAGAAUUGUUCAACAGUUCAGACUCAUCUACAAAGUUGGUUGUGUUUAUUUUUCCAAUUUUAUUAUUACAUACCUUACAAUUAAUGAUUAUAUAUGAUUUAAUAUCUUUUCACUAAAAGUUCACAUUCUAACCAUACUUAUAACACAGGAUGAUCAAUAUAAUAUAAAACAUGUCAAAAAAUAUUAAUUUUUCAAAAAAAAUGUUGAAAAUUUGAGUACAACUAGCUCUAAAAUGUUACAUUACCCAUAAUUUUAAUACAUUUUUUUUUUUGGGCGAAACUACCACCACAUUUUGAUUUAGUAACCUAUAUUAAAAAUUCCACAAUUAGAUAAAGUUUAAGUAUUUUAUGUGAUAGAGCAAUAAUAAUUAAUAAUUUUUCUAUAGAUUUUAUUGAUUAAUUAUUAUAAUUUAUUUAUUUAUUCCAAAAAUGUACACCUGUAGACACUUUUAUUAAGAUGACAUAAGAACAAUAUAUACAUGGUGAACAUAAUAUAAGAGGGAAAGGAGUGUAGCAUGCAGUGGAGAAGGUAGUUAUAACUAUGGGAAGUAGAAUAUGUUAGAUUAUCUAAAUUGUAAAAAAAGUUCAUAGAAAUAUAUUAAAUUUCCAUUUAGCUUUGUUGUUAUAAUAUAAAUUAACAAUUUUAAAUAUUGAAAAAAAAACGUAUAAAAUACAAAAUUGUUAACAUACUGUUCUGUACAUUGUUUCUUUCAUAGAUUACAAAAUGAUAACAAUAUAACUAAACCUAAAUCUCCUGAAAUUCCAAAAAGCUUGACGACAACUCCCUUUGCUAAAAAACAAUCAGGUGGUUUAGAAAAUAUACUUAGUCAAAUAGGGAAGAAAAGUAAAUUGACAAUUUUAGAAAAAUCAAAACAAGAUUGGGAUGGUUAUAAAAAAGAAGAAGGUAUUGCCGAAGAAUUAAUUACUCAUAAUAAAGGGAAACAUGGGUAAGUGUUUAAAUGUUAAACUCAUUGUAAGAAGUAUAAAUUCAAUAAGAAAUAUAUUUAUAUCUUGAUUUUAGAUACUUAGAAAAGCAGGAUUUUUUAGAACGGGCAGAUUUGCGGCAAUUUGAAUUAGAAAAAGCAAUGAGAGCUGCCAAUAGAUCACAUAGAAAUUAAAUAUUAUUACAUAAUUCCUAUUAUCUAAAUAAUUAAAAUUAUACUUGGAUUAGUGAUUUUUUUUAUUUUAUCUUAUAAACAUAUAUUUUUUGUUUAAAUUAAUAAAAAAAUAAUAAGAUUAAAUAAGUAGAUGUAAAUUUAAAAAUAUAAAAUUCUCAAUGUCUUGAAUGUUAUAUGUGUUAAUUUUUCAAUUAUUGAUAUAUAAUGCAUUUUUGUAUUAUCAUUAUUCUUAGUAUAAUUUAGUAAUUUAAUUAUAAUUAUUUUUAAUAAACAAUUUAUACUUGUAGUAAGUUACAAAAAUAAUACUUUAUUAUUGUUUGAUUUGUUAUAAACAUAAUGAACUUAAUAAAUACAUAGUUUUGACUUAAAAUAUUAUUGAUAAUGUAAUCAAACAUUUGAUGUGUAUUUUUCAAAUAUAAUCCAUUAUUAACUAUCAAUAGAAAUUGCUUGAAGAAACCAACUAUUAUAAUUUAGUCUAACAAUAAAUUGAUUCGGUUUGGGAGUGACUUCAAUUUCUUGAAUAGUGUUUAAUAGCGUGACUAAUUGAUUUGGUUUUUUGGUAAAAAGUAAAUUCAACUCAUCAUAACAUUGUUUAUACUGUGGAUUUAAGGAAGCUGUAAUGUCAGUUAUAUACCUACAAUAGUUUUCACACAUAUCUAAUAUUCUAUUGAAGCCCAAGUAAACAUCUUCCAUGAAUAAAAAUGAAUCUCUCAUUAUAUUUGUUUGAAAUUUAUCGUGUAUGUGCUUAAUUGAUUGAAAAUCACUAGCAUUAGACAAUUUCUCCAGAAGCAAAAAACAUUCGUCUUCAAUGACAUCUAACUGAAGAUAACUAUAUAGAGUGUCAAUUAAAAAUGUUAACUUUGUUUUCAGUUGGUCAGUAUGACCAUUUAACUUAUAUGGUUUUGAUUUUUGUUCAAUCCAAAUUUCAUGUAAAUUCGUUUGCACUCUUUUUAUACGUGAUAAAAAUGUAAACAAUUUUGAAUAAUUUUUUUGAACAGACUUGGUAAAUAUAAACUGUAAUGGCCAUUUAGUUUCAAUGGUAACUUUAAGUUUUAUCCAUGUUGUUUCAUCAUUUUUUUCAUUAUCAUAUGAACUGAAACUAAAUGCAUUAUACACAGAUUUGUGUAUUUUGACAUCUUUAGCUGUAUUGAUAAAUGCUACCUUAAUAGCCCGUAAGCUGUGCUCAGAUUUUAGAGAUAAACUGCACAUCUUCUUUAAAAAAUGCAUAUAAAACUCUCCAUUUCCCAAUAAAUAAAAAUCUCUAACUAAUUUCAUAUGAUAACUAAUACUGUCAUUUAAAAAUGAUGCUUUCAACAUGUAUUCAUCAACUACGUUAUAAAAUUUAUCAAUUACUUCAACAAAUUCAUUUUUAGUAAACAUAGGCAAAUUUUCUAAAUUUAGUAGAUCAGCAAAUAGUUGAUCUCUUUUUUGUCCAUAUAGCUCAAUAGAAAUAUCCUUGUAGUUUAUGUAUGACAGCUGGUCAUGUGAAUGUUGUAAACUUUUAAUUACAUCGCCAAUUCUUGUUAUUUUGCUUGCAGUUGAAAUAGGAACAAAUGAUGGCAUUAAACUUGGUAAUAAUGUAAACUGUUUAAAUUCUUUGGUAUUUCUUGAAUAUUCUGGCUCUAUAAAUAAUUCUUUAUGAGGAUCAAAAAUCACUCCACGUGCAAAAAAAGUGUUCAACUGUGAUAUCAACACCUAUAA